Messenger RNA from Colletotrichum lupini, 648 nucleotides. RefSeq lists its product as uncharacterized. Bases 1 to 648 code for a protein of 215 amino acids. The record is from RefSeq and is a predicted model, not a curated record. NCBI's taxonomy places the organism in Eukaryota, Fungi, Ascomycota, Sordariomycetes, Glomerellales, Glomerellaceae. The transcript is spliced from 9 exons.
AUGGGUUUCUAUAUGAGCAGUGGAGUUCCAUCGGCUUUCAUGGCAGUUGAGAGGCGUCUUAUGUAUUAUUCACUCAACGUGUCUCGAAAGAUCGCGGUGAGAUCCAAUCAUAGGAUAGAGACGCCACUGUUUAUCCGCGUUCCUUCGGCAUUCAACUACCCAGACUUUGUGCACUGCGAUGUGGAUUCCGGCUCCGGGGGCUGUGCCGCACCGUUCCGGACAGGACCUCAGCGGCGGCCGUCAUGUUCUUCAACUCUCGUGCCGGAAACUGCUAAGAGUGCCGCAUCACACUAUCUACUUGCCCUAGAAAUUGACGAUGCUAAACCAAACAACUCUCGAGUCCGGUCCUGCAAUAGCAGUCAGACAUCUCUCAACUACUUCCUUGAGGGUAUCCAGGUGUCAAACACGACUCUCCAUCGCGACUUCAACCAAUUUCUUAGGCGUCAGAAGGAUGAGGCAGUGCUCCAGCAAGCGGCACGGAACUUUGUAAUCAUUCGAAAACAACGCCGUAUUCCGGGCAUGCACGAUCCAUCCUUGAGGAAGCGACCAAGAUAUCGCGAAAAGAACAACCCGUUUCUGAGUAUUAUUGGGUCACACCUCUACAAAUCUGGAUAUUCUACGCCGUUACUCCACAAAUAUGCUUUCUAG